UCAAAGGUCAAAGAUAUAUGGCUUUGGUUUGAAGAAGGAAUUUCAAUAAGUAAUCGUAUGAGGAACAGGUUGAGACAUCGGCACUAAAUGCAGAUUGUUUAAAGCCUUUGCAGUCUAUGGGCUAAUGUUUGUGAAGUUGAAUGUGAAGCAGACCAAGUUUUACGAUGGUUUAGGAAACAGAAUACUUUGGCUGUCUCCAUGCAGGUCGAGCACAACAUGGCAGGAUGUUCAGCAGCAUUUUGUACGGACAAGCUGUUUAAAGUUUUAGUCAUUGGGGAUGUAGGCGUUGGGAAGAGCAGCGUUAUCUUGCGUUAUGUUAACAAACGCUUUCAUGAAACAUACAAAGCAUCUAUUGGAGUUGACUUUGCUCUGAAGACUAUUGAAUGGGAUGCCAAGACUGUGGUGAGAGUGCAGUUUUGGGAUAUUGGAGGCCAGGAGAGGUUUAGGAAGAUGUCCAGAGUGUACUACAAAGGGGCAAUGGGAGCAGUAGUGGUCUUUGACAUUACAAACAGCUCCACCUUGGAGGCCGCCUCAGAGUGGAAGCGGGACCUGGAUAGCAAAGUCUGUCUCGACAGCGGACGUCCAGUCCCUGCCGUCCUGCUGGCCAACAAAUGUGACAUGACAGGGAGGGACAGAGACUUGGUGUCCUCUCUGGAGAGCUUCUGUAAAGACAACUGCUUCAUGGGCUGGUUUGAGAGCUCUGCAAAGGACAAUAUAAAUAUUGAUGAGGCAGGUGCCUUCCUUGUCAAACAAAUGAUGCUCUGCGACACCGGCCUGUUCAGUGAAGAGCACCGCUGGGACGGGAUCAAAGUGAGCCAGGAUCCCGGAGACAGUCAGAGCCAGUCAUUGUGCUGCUGGAGACCACGGCUCUGAGGCAGCGAGCCAAACAACGGCAGCUACUGGAUUAAACGCUCUAACAGGACCUGUUUUUGAUACCAAGUCAUGAAUCCACAUAGAAGCUACUUCUGCCUGUGUUCAUAUAGUCGGUAACUUUAAAUGCAUAUCUGUGCCCUGCCAGGUUUCUCAAUAAUGUGUGCAGUGUGUGGGCUGCCUCAUAAACACCUCUGUGGAGACAAUUGAGCUCAUUUCUCUGAUAAUCCACUGAUACAGUCAGGCUAAUAAAGAGAUCAGCAUGACACACAAUCCUGCUGGGAGAAGUCUGUGACACUCAUCGAGCAACCCAGACUUGGUGAUGAUUGACCUACUUUAAUGAGUGGCCAGAAACUGUGAAAUGGUCACAACUGCCAUUUUCCCAAACGACAAACACAACAAGAGAGGGAGAGAAAAUGUCUUAAAACAUGUUUGAAGCUGUUUGAAGCUGUUACACAUUCCUCCUUAAUAAAU
Messenger RNA from Anarrhichthys ocellatus (wolf-eel), 1344 nucleotides. It is a transcript of the gene rab32b, whose product is annotated as RAB32b, member RAS oncogene family. Lineage: Eukaryota; Metazoa; Chordata; Actinopteri; Perciformes; Anarhichadidae. The transcript has 3 exons. Bases 199 to 873 code for a protein of 224 amino acids. Gene Ontology annotation, molecular function: GTPase activity; GTP binding. Gene Ontology annotation, biological process: phagosome-lysosome fusion; endosome to lysosome transport. The record is from RefSeq and is a predicted model, not a curated record. Gene Ontology annotation, cellular component: phagocytic vesicle; Golgi apparatus; late endosome.